This is a messenger RNA of Gamsiella multidivaricata, 862 nucleotides long. RefSeq lists its product as uncharacterized. Gene Ontology annotation, cellular component: commitment complex; pICln-Sm protein complex; spliceosomal tri-snRNP complex. Gene Ontology annotation, biological process: spliceosomal snRNP assembly; RNA processing. Lineage: Eukaryota; Fungi; Mortierellomycota; Mortierellomycetes; Mortierellales; Mortierellaceae. The record is from RefSeq and is a predicted model, not a curated record. Gene Ontology annotation, molecular function: RNA binding. The transcript is spliced from 3 exons. Bases 149 to 565 code for a protein of 138 amino acids.
AUGCGAGGCUAAAAACUAUGACGUCACAUAUUCGUGCGCAGAUGUGCGGAUCAUUCGUGCUGCUUAGAUCCUUGUGCUGAUGCACUUGCCCUUCGCAUUCCUGUAACAUACACCGUCUUCCACGCACACUUGUAUUCAUAUAUCCGCCAUGUCGAUCGGUGUUCCCAUCAAGCUGUUGCACGAGGCCCAGGGCCACAUCAUCACCAUCGAGCUGAAGACCGGAUCUGUCUACCGAGGCACACUCUUUGAGGCUGAGGACAACAUGAAUAUUCAGCUGAAGGAUAUCACGAUGACAGCAAGGGACGGCCGUUUGACACAAUUGGAUCAGGUCUAUAUUCGAGGAUCUCAUAUUCGGUUCUUCAUCGUACCAGACAUGCUCAAGAAUGCGCCAAUGUUUAAGCAGCAAGGGGCAGCGUCAAUGAAGGGCAAGGGUAUUGGAUUAGGCAGAGGCAAAGCAACAGUGGCAAGAGCACAAGCUCGAGGUGGAAGGGGAGGAAGGGGCGGAUUUGGUGGACGUGGAAGUGACAGAGGCGACUUCCGUGGUCGUGGUCGUGGCAGGGAUUAGAAUGGAUAAAGGAACGGUAAAGGGCUUCAACAUUGCAACAGCUAAUAUCAACAGUAGAGCAGUCAUCUACUAUUGCUGGCUUUCCUUGGCUCUUUUAUUUAUCAGGACCUCAGGGCAAAGCGACCAAAAAGAAAUAUAUACGCGGAUCGACAAUGGAGUCUUUCUUUCUUUCCUUCCUUCCUUUAUUCUUUUGUUUCCCGUACCACAUGUAAUGAUAUCAACUGAACACUCCAGGACUGAAGGAGAGCGCAAUAAAAUAAAGAACUUGCAUGGAUGAACAAGUACACCUAUUGAACC